This is a messenger RNA of Ceratosolen solmsi marchali, 2394 nucleotides long. Its product is annotated as L-asparaginase. The transcript is spliced from 9 exons. Lineage: Eukaryota; Metazoa; Arthropoda; Insecta; Hymenoptera; Agaonidae. The coding region runs from base 469 to 2325 and encodes 618 amino acids. The record is from RefSeq and is a predicted model, not a curated record. Gene Ontology annotation, biological process: amino acid metabolic process. Gene Ontology annotation, molecular function: protein binding; asparaginase activity.
UAUAAUUAACAAAUACAACAUUUCUGUCUUGAUAUCGUCAAGUUGUCAAAAAGUCAAUUGCGCGGGGUUCUUUGAAGUCUCGAAAGGCGUUCUUUCAAGUCUAUAUUAUUUGUUGACUCGAAGAAUGAAAUGAUUGGGGACCUCUGUCGACUUGACAUAUUGUCUAUAGCCGGUGUCAAAUUAUGUUAAAAUGAUUUGACACGUUUAUUUAUGAAUCGAACCAAAAAUAUUAAGUAGAUUAUCUUUGUAAGCUUUCAAAAGCUUUGAAAUAUAAAAAGUUUUUAAAAAAAUGACACAGGUCAUUUGGUCAAAUAUCAGAAAAUUGUCAAUGCCAGUCAUCAAAAGAUGUGAAUAAAAGAUAGACAAAUUGAUAGAACCAUAUUCCAAGUCACUGAGCACUAGUACUUGAUAAAUAAGUUUAUUUUAUCAGUAUAAAGAACAUUGGGAAAUUUCAUAUUUUUAGUUAUUAUGAGUGAAAUCAAUUCUUCAGAUAAUGCAACUAGUAUAAAUCCAUUUGUUAUUUCAAGUUUAGCAAAUAAUAAUAAAAGGAAUUAUAAAGGUUAUUUACAAAAAGUAGAAAAAGAUGAGAAUCAAAUUCGACGAAUUGCAUCCUAUGGAGCAUUUCCACAACAAAGUAAACCAGAAGGUAGAGUACUUGUAUUAUAUACUGGUGGCACUAUUGGAAUGAUUAGGAACAAACAUGGUGCUCUUGCACCUGUAUCCAAUGCUUUUAUUAAAAACUUAAGAAGAUAUCCUAAUUUACAUGAUAAAGAAUAUGCUGAUAAAAGAUUUGGACCAAUGGGACCCCUAGUAUUACCAAUGUCUGAUGUUGUGAAUAGAAGAAUAAUUUAUAAUGUCUUGGAAUACUCACCUCUUUGUGAUUCAAGUAAUAUGCGAAUGGAUGACUGGAUUCGAAUUGCACGUGAUAUUAAAGAAUCUUACGAACGUUUUGAUGGUUUUGUAGUUUUACAUGGUACUGAUACAUUAAGUUAUACUGCCUCAGCAUUAUCAUUUAUGCUCGAAGCACUCGGAAAAAUUGUAAUAUUAACAGGAUCACAAAUACCAUUAUUCGAUACUAGAAGCGACGGACUCGAUAAUUUUUUAACUUCAUUAGUAAUCGCUGUUAAUUAUAACAUUCCUGAAGUUUGUGUUUUUUUUGGAACUCGUCUCAUGCGAGGAAAUCGUACUAUAAAAUCAUCUGUUAAUGCAUUCGAAGCUUUUCAAUCACCUAAUACUACACCACUUGCUGUUGCAGGCAUCGAAAUAGAUGUUGAUUAUCGAUCCAUAUUUCGAAUGUGCACCUUGGAAAAAUUUCACGUGCACACAACAUUGAAUGAAAAAGUUGGCCUUUUACGUCUAUUUCCCAGUAUAACUGCGGAAUUAGUCAGAGCGUUUCUUUGCCAACCCAUUGAAGGUAUAGUUUUACAAACGUAUGGUGCAGGAAAUGUGCCAUCGAAUAGAGAAGAUAUAUUAACUGAAUUUAAAGCAGCAGCUGAUCGCGGUAUUAUUAUUGUUAAUAUCAGUCAGUGUCCUGAAGGCAGUGUAUCAUCUAUGUAUGAAGCUGGAAAAAUACUCAUAGAAGCUGGGGUAAUAUCUGGAUUCGAUAUGACUCCAGAAGCAGCUCUCACGAAGCUUGCUUAUGUAUUAUCUAAAUCUGAAUGGGAUACGAAAACAAAACGUAUAAUGAUGGAGACAAAUUUGCGUGGUGAAAUGAUCUCUAGUCGAUCAGAUACUAUGCAAGAUUGGGAUCUAGUUGAUUCAAUCGGUAGAUCGUUACGAAUAAGUUCACCAACAGAAUUCAAAGAGCUUGGCACUAUCUUUUUCCCUGCAAUGUUAAGUGCUGCUGUAUUAGCCAAAGAUACAGCCAAAUUAGAUUCUCUCAAGAGAUAUGGUGCAGACAUUUCGCAAACAAAUGCCGAUGGUAGAACAGCUUUGCAUGUCGCAUGUUGCGAAGGCGAUAUAACGAUAGUUCGUCAUCUUUUGAAAAUGGGAGCGAAUGUACAUAUUAAAGAUAGAUUCAAUCGAACACCCUUAACAGAUGCUAUGGAAUAUGAUCAUCAUGAGAUAAUAAAAUUGUUGGUUCAGUGUGGCGCUCAUUUGCAUGAGCAGGGGCGCCUGAUAGGAGAACGGAUGUGCUGUGCAGCGGCAACUGGCAACUUAGAACGAUUACGAUCGUAUCAUUUUGCUGGCGCCGAUUUCUCGCAGAGUGAUGUCUCGGGCCGCACUGCUUUACAGUUGGCGCUCCAACACAAUCAUCAGGAAGCUGUCCGGUUCCUCAUCGAGCACGGGGCCGAGGCAAAUCAUCCUAAAACAUCGCUGACGUGAGUCUCGGGUAUAUAAUCGCAAUUCCUUGUUGAACUGAAGUCCUGAGCGAUAAUCCGCAAUUUCUAAAAC